UGGCCUCCUCCCAAUCCCAUCCAUUCUGCCGCCUUCGCCUCCCCCAGUUCAAACCACGAGAGAGAGGCAGAGGAAAUCGAGGAGGAGGGAGGAGAUGGCCGGAGCGAUCGCGUACGAGGAGCAGCGCCGGCGGCAGGUGGAGGAGAACAAGCGGAAGCUGGAGGAGCUCAAGCUGCACCACCUCUCCGCCGCCGUCAGGGAGGCCGCCACCCCCAAGCCCUCGCCGACCAAGUCCCUGAAGCGGAAGCGGGUGCCGCGGGAGGCCGGCGAGGACACCCCGAUCAGGCGGUCCGGCCGCGUCGCCAGCCUCCCCGAGCAGCCCAAGUACCGAUUCGAGGAUGUCUUUCAUGUCCUCGAGAAGAAGAUCAGGAGGGGGAGAAGGACGACGACCAGCACAAGGAGCGACUUGAUCAAUCGAGUGUACGCUACAGACAAGGCCAGAGAGUAUGCCACCACCAUGGCCGAAGAGCUGCAGGCCAAGCUGGGGUCCGGCUACCCCAGUUUUGUCAAGCCCAUGACGCAGUCACAUGUCACCGGAGGGUUCUGGCUGGGCCUCCCGUUGCCCUUCUGCCGGAAACAUCUCCCGAAGCGUGACGAGAGGCUCACUUUGAAGGAUGAGCAGGGUGUCGAGUCCGAAACGCUCUACCUUGCGCUUAAGAACGGCCUCAGUGCCGGAUGGAGAGGGUUCGCCAUCCAGCACAACCUGGUUGAUGGUGAUUGUCUGGUGUUCGAGCUGAUCAACCGGACGACGUUCAAGGUCUACAUUAUCAGACAAAGUUCCUACUAUGAACGAUGACUUAUGAGGAUGUGAGAUACUGAAAUUUGAAUAUGCACUUAGAGCAGGUCUUUUGGUCAAUUAGGUCUACCUGACGGAGUUGGACAUCAAGUUUGCAAAUGGAGAUCGUGAACCGUCUUCAGCCUUUCGGGUGACAGACAAUGUUCAAAAUAUGAACUUCAUGGAUUCCCCCAGUAGUUAUGUUUGGACUUGUCUAUGGGAA
Molecule: messenger RNA, 998 nt
Organism: Aegilops tauschii subsp. strangulata
Lineage: Eukaryota; Viridiplantae; Streptophyta; Magnoliopsida; Poales; Poaceae
Product: B3 domain-containing protein Os06g0194400
Molecular function (GO): DNA binding
Source: RefSeq, a predicted model, not a curated record